Chaetura pelagica (chimney swift) is the source of this 3990-nucleotide messenger RNA. It is a transcript of the gene CLSPN, whose product is annotated as claspin. Gene Ontology annotation, molecular function: anaphase-promoting complex binding. The record is from RefSeq and is a predicted model, not a curated record. Gene Ontology annotation, biological process: mitotic DNA replication checkpoint signaling; mitotic G2 DNA damage checkpoint signaling; activation of protein kinase activity. Lineage: Eukaryota; Metazoa; Chordata; Aves; Apodiformes; Apodidae.
AUGCGGCAGUGGAAGGGUGAAUUUCCGCUCUUCUCGUUCUCCUGGUUCCGAGCAGCACCCCCUGAGCGGCCCCUUCCCCUGGAAGAUGUGGAUUCAGCCUUGCAGAAGGGCCUGGACAGCGACUCGGACAGCGGGCAGGGCAGCUGCCAGGCAGGCUCCCCGGGGGGCUGCAGCCAGGACACAGGGGACAGAGAUUCAGAGGAAGAGAUUUUUGUAUGUAAAAAAGCAAAAGGCAAGAAGGUGCUUGAGGACAGUGAGAGUGAAGAUGGAGAGGAUGGCAGCUCUUCUGUGCAGAAUGACACCCUGGGUGGAGACAAGGAAAAUGAGGAGGAAAAAGAGAACAUUACUGCCCUGGGGAAGAAGAAAUCCCGUUGGAUUCAGCAGGGUCUGCUGGAUAGUGAUGACAGUGACUCUGGUGACCAAUUGCAGACUGAAAAUCUUGACACAAGCAGAAUGUCUGGCUCACCUGAGGAGGAGUUGGAAGAGGAGAGACCCCUAAAAUCAGGGAAACAGUACAGAAAACAUGAACAAAGGAAGCAGAAGGAGCGGAAAAUUGAGUUCAUUAAACAGCUGAAAAAAGAAAAGAAGCCUAGAGCAGAGGUAUGUCAGGCAGAUGGUGGUGAGAGGCUUCCUUUGAAUGACAGUGGGUGCCUUCUUGAUGACAAAGAGCUUUUUGAUAAUGGCUUAGAAGAGGAGGACGAUUCCCCCCCCGAGGAUGAGGAGUCGAUAGAAUCAAUACGAGCAGCAGUGAAGAGCAAAAUAAAAAAACACAAGAACAAAGAAAGGUUUCCUGAGGGUGAAGGCUGCAAACAUGUCUUUGAGGAGGAGGAACCUGCAUUGAAAGAACCAAAAAGAAAGGAACGAAAAGCAGCAAGGUUAAGUAAAGAAGCCAUUAAGCAGCUACAUAGUGAGACCCAAAGACUUAUUAGAGAAUCAUCUGUGUCUCUCCCAUAUCAUGUGCCUGAGGCCAAAAGUGUUCAUGACUUCUACAAGCGCAGACCUCGGCCGGCGUGGCAGGGAAAUGCCAUGGCACUGCUGAAGUCCACUAAAUACCAGCUGCCCCCAACUGAAGAACCUGCAGACACCAAGAAUGUGAGCACAGAUUGCAAGGAUGGGAAAACAGAAGGUGGUCAGUCAGCAGCUAAUGAAGCAGGAACGAGCCUUGGCAGAGAUGUUGAUACUACUGUGAACAAGCCUCUUGCUGAUGUAGGGGAGAACUUGACAGAAGACAGUGAUGGAAAGCCCAGGCAGGACAGUGAUGACUCCAGCACAGUCAGGACUGCAGCAGCUGAUGGUGAUUCAGAAGAGUCCUCCAACCUCCCCAGCACUGACUGUGGUGAAGAGCAAGAGAAUGAAAUUCCUCUGGCAGCUGAGGGAGGUGUCCUUGAGCAAAGAGACCAAACAGCACCAGACACAGCCUGUGAAAAAAGCAAUCAAGGGGGGCCUGGGUUGGUGCCACAGCCUGAAAAAGUGAAGAAGUCCAAGCUGGAUAAACUUCGUGAGCUGGGAAUAGACCUGUCCAUCCAGCCAAGAAUCUGCUCUGACAACCAAUCCUUUAUAAACCUUGAUGAGUCUGAUUCAAAUAAAGAGCUGGAAGCCUUGAAAGCACGUUUCCUGAAACACACUCUUGGAGUGUCCAAAUCCAAAGGUGAACGGACCAUAAACAUGAACAUUGUUCGUAAGGAAACAACAUCAGAAGGGAAAGAUUUAGAACUGCAGGCAGAUGUGGUGCCAGCAGUGCUGGCUGCAGAGAGCCUGGAUGAAACAGCCCACACAAAGCCAGGUGAGAAGCUACAAGCUCUGAAGGCAAAGCUGCAGGAGGCCAUGAAGCUGCGCAGGACCGAGGAGCGCCAGAAGAGACAAGCACUGUUUAAACUGGAUAAUGAGGACAUGCUGGAGGAAGAGGAGGAGGAAGAGGAAGAGAUGACAGAUGAAUCUGAGGAAGAGGAAGAAGGCAAUGAGAACAUGGAAUUUUUGCAUGAUGAAGCAGAGGAAGAUAAUGAAGAAACAGAAGAGAAACAUCUAGAGGAUGGUGAUAAAGAAACUGACAAAGAGUCAGUUGAUGGAGAAAAGCUGGAGAAAUCUGUGCAUUGUGAUUCUGUUCCCAAACCACCUUCAACAGAGUCAACAUUAAUGCUUUUCAAGGACAGUUCCUCAAAAAUGGGAUACUCUCUUCCUGAUGAGAAACUUGAAAUGGAAGAAGCUGCAGACAAAGGGCCUACCAAGUUAGAGUAUGAGGAUUCCUUUUCCCUGCCCACCCUGGCAAAGGAGAGCAGCCACAACAGCAGCUUUGAACUGAUUGGCUCCAUGAUCCCCUCCUAUCAGCCCUGUAACAAACAGAUGUCACGGGGGGGAAACUUCUUGUCUGCAGCAGGAGGUUUCAGGUCACCUUCCCCAGGUUUCUUCAAAACCAGCUUUAUCAGCUCUGCUUCCAAGAGCUCAGGAAAGACAUCUGAGCCCUCUCUUCCCAUCGAGGAUUCCCAGGACCUGUAUAAUGCCUCUCCUGAGCCCAAGAGUUUAUUUCCAGGGGCUGGGGAGUCACAGUUUCAAUUUUCUUUGGAAGAUGACACCCAGAGUCAGCUGCUUGAUGCGGAUGGGUUCUUGAAUGUUGGACAACACAGGAAUAAAUACCAGUCCUCAAAGCACCAGCUGACUCUGGCUAGUAUGGAUGAGAAUGCCAUGGAUGCCAACAUGGAUGAGCUACUGGACUUGUGCUCUGGGAAGUUCAGCAGCCAGGCUGAGCAUGUGCCAAGCACCAGCAGCCACAAAAAGCAGAACAUGGAAGAAUUGCUGAAUCUUUGUUCAGGAAAAUUUGUGACUCAGAGUUCUCCCACAUGGGCAUCUUCUAUAUCUUCCAAGGCAGAAAAGGACAGUGAUACAGAAGAUCCAAUGGCAGAAGCUCUAGCACUUUGUUCAGGCUCCUUUCCCACAGACAGGGAAGAGGAAGAUGAGGAGGAGCAGGAAGAACUUGGUGACUUCCAGCUUGUGACAGAUGACAAUGCCUUUGAUAGCGAAGAGGACAAAAAAAAUGGAGACAGUGAUGCUGAAGAAGCAGAAACAAGUGAUGAAGAAGAACAACUGCUGAGAUAUAGACAGGGCUUGAAGAAGAAACUAAGACUACAGGAUUUCAUGGAAGAGGAGGCAGAGCUGUCAGGGAGUGAUGUGGGAAGCGAGGAUGAGUAUGAUGGUGAAGACCUGAAUGAAUACGAAGAAGAGAUUAUUGAUGAGGAGCUCCCUAAUGAAGAGGAAUUAGAAAAUCAAAUACAGAAAUUCCACAUGAAGGCGAUGCUUGAUGACGACAAGCGCCAGUUGCGCUUGUACCAGGAGAGGUACCUCCUUGAUGGGGACCUGCACAGCGAUGGCCCUGGCAGGAUGAGGAGGUUCAGAUGGAAAAACAUAGAUUAUGCUUCCCAGAUGGACUUGUUUCAGAGAGAUUCAGAUAAUGAUGAUGAAAAUGAACAGUUUGAUGAGACAGAAGCAAAAUGGAGGAAGGAGCGAUUUGAGCGGGAGCAGUGGCUGCGGGAGCAGAAGGAAAAGAAUAUAGAGCAGGAGGAGGAGGAAGAAAUUGGUGAAGACAGCCAAUUCAUGAAACUAGCAAAAAAAGUAACUGCCAAGUCUCUAGAGAGGAAAGCCAGCCCAGCAGUGGUGGUGCAAGACACAACUCUGUUGCCCAGGAACCCAUUUGAAACCUUCAGACCUGCCAGUGACAUCCAGAUAAAAAGUGGGUCCCUCUUGAGCAGACCCAGAGCUGUCCUGCAGAAGCUCGCAGCCAUGUCGGAUCUUAAUCCCAAUGCACCUCGAAAUUCAAGGAAUUUUGUCUUUCAUACACUUUCCCCAGACAAAAGUGAAGAGGCAAAGGAGAAAUCAAAACUGCAGGUGAGGAAGAGAGGUCCUGCUGCAGCAGUAACACCUCUGGCCAAGCGGCCCAGGGUGGACAGCACAGAGGAGACCAGUCAGAGCCGAAGCAUAUUCCAGUACUUGGAGAGCUGA